UUGCAAACCCACUCUAGUGAUUCUUGUUCAUGUCGCCCACGGGUUUCCUCGGUGUUUUCACCACUUUCGCCGCACUUCUCGUAGGGCGGACCUCCGCCUUUGCUUCUUCCUCUCCUCGUGCAGACAACGAAGACUACUCAAGAGCAUACAAGGCAUGCCAAUUAUUACAAGCGACCGUUCCGAAGCUUGUUUCGUUUCCUGGCUCCGAGCAAUAUGUCAAUGAUACUGAGCAUUGGGCCGUCUCAAGUCAGCAGAACUCGACUUGUUCAAUCGAGCCGACCAGCGCAGACGAUGUUGGCACGAUAAUCGGAGUAUUAGGGAGAUCAGACAUUCGAUCACCAUUUGCUGUGAAGUCCGGAGGACAUGCAUACAAUCUCGGCCAGAGCUCGACUCCUGGCGUCCAGAUCUCAAUGGCUCAAUUCAAGAACAUAACGUAUGACGCAGAGCAAGGCACAGUCAUGCUUGGCGUGGGUUUAACAUGGGGUGAGGUGUAUGAACGACUCGAGCCAUUGGGCGUAAUGGUUGCUGGAGGAAGAAUAAGUGGAGUGGGCGUUGGAGGCUACAGCCUCGGAGGCGGUUAUUCGUGGAAAACCAAUCAGUAUGGUCUCUUAAUAGAUACGGUCGUGUCUCAUGACCUUGUAUUACCAUCUGGUGAAUUCAUUCAUGUUACAAAUGCAACUAAUCCCGAUCUAUUUUUCGGACUGAGGGGUGGAUUGAACAAUUUCGGGAUUGUUACGAGCAUAACGGUCGAGGCACAUAACCAAUCACUCGUAUAUGGUGGGACUUUGACAUACUCGAUGGACGCUAUCCAAAGUCUGAACGAAGCAAUCAGUAAUUUUUCACUUAAUAACACGGACCCCAAAGCACAGAUAAUCCCUGUUUACGCCUCAGUAUCAAAUCAGUUUAUAUCUCAGAUUCUCUUGUUUUACGAUGGUCCAACUCCUGCUCCCGGUGUUUAUGAUGAAAUACUAUCUAUUCCUACUGUGCAAUCAGAUAUACAAACUCGAACGUUUGUAAAUUUAAUGUCAUUGUUCGGCAAUGAUCUAGGGAUCGGACCAUUUGGUGUCGCACAACACACUGUUCCAAUCGUACAUUAUCCGAAACCUGUCCUCGAUGAGAUGGUUACGCAGGUGGUCUCCUUUGGAGAGCAACUAUCGGCUCAGCACAAUGGCUCAACAGUUAUUGUGAGCAUCGCACCAGAACCAUUUUUCAACCCGUUCUCGCAUUCGCGCGGAGGUGCAUAUCCACAUCCUCCCAGUCGCCAGGUGACUCCUGCUUCAGCGUACUUUGCAUACCAGGAAGAUCCGAGUGCCCCAUUACCUGUUCGAAUCGCCCAUCAUAAUGAUUUUGUGGAUGCGAUAAAGAGUUUCACCCAUAACAUUCAAGCGAAAGCCGUGAGUGAAGGAGUUAGCCGUUGGGACGAUAUAUCAUAUCCCAAUUAUGCGUUGUCUGAUACGCCACUGGAUUUACUAUACGGUUCAAACGUCCCGCGUCUGCAACAGCUUGCAGCACAAUACGACCCAGACGGGGUAAUGGCAUUAACUGGUGGAUUCCGUUUUCAGGAAUGAUUGUUUGUAGUUCAC
Messenger RNA from Fomitiporia mediterranea MF3/22, 1583 nucleotides. RefSeq names its product FAD-binding domain-containing protein. The transcript is spliced from 10 exons. Lineage: Eukaryota; Fungi; Basidiomycota; Agaricomycetes; Hymenochaetales; Hymenochaetaceae. The coding region runs from base 30 to 1568 and encodes 512 amino acids. The record is from RefSeq and is a predicted model, not a curated record. Gene Ontology annotation, molecular function: FAD binding.